CUUAAAUCUGAGAAGGGUAAUGAGAGUGAAUCACUAGAAGUGAAGAUUGUAUUUAAGUGUACCAUCUGGUGAAAGAUUUUUUCACUCGCUUUCAGUGAGCAAAAGAUCACCAUGCCUAUAAGGCAAAUGAAAGAGAGCCCAGAACAACACUUUGUAAUCAAACCUCAGUCGCAGAACUCCAUGAAUGCAGUUCAGAAGCACACCAGAACUGCUCAAAGUGGCAAAGGCCCACCAACCCUUACCCAAGAACCCCAGAACAACAAAGCCCUUAACCAAACUUCACCCCCAUCAAAAAAUAGAAGAAGAAGAAGGGGGAAAGGUGGCCGGAAAUCCGAUCAGGGCGACGUUUGUGCACGGCCAAGUUCGAGGCCUUGCACUGAGGCGAAUAAACCAGUCUCGGUUCAACCAGCCAUGGCUGUUGUGGCAGAUAUGCGAAAUGGGUCUACUGAGAAUGGGGCCAACUUGUGUGGAGUGGAGAUGGAUUUGCCUUCAUCAAGCAAGUGUUUCAGUUUUGCUCCUAGGCCUGGGUUUGGGCAAAUUGGGACGAAAUGUAUUGUAAAGGCCAACCAUUUCUUUACACAGUUACCAGACAAGGACUUGAUCCAAUAUGAUGUUGCUAUAAAUCCUGAAGUGGCAUCAAGAAAUGUGAACAGAGCUAUCAUUGCAGAGCUGGUGAAACUGUAUAAAGAAUCUGACUUGGGGAUGAGAUUACCUGCUUAUGAUGGCAGAAAGAGUCUGUACACAGCUGGUGAGCUUCCUUUUGGUUGGAAGGAGUUCACCAUUAAACUUGUAGAUGAGGAUGGAAACAAUGGUCCCAAAAGGGAUAGGGAGUACAAAGUGGUCAUCAAGUUUGUGGCACGGGCAAAUAUGUAUCAUUUGGGCCAAUUUUUGGCUGGUAAGCGUGUAGAUGCUCCUCAGGAAGCUCUUCAAAUUCUUGACAUCGUUUUGAGAGAGCUCUCAACAAAGAGGUACUGCCCUGUUGGACGGUCCUUCUUUUCACCUAAUAUUCGUAAACCACAACGGCUGGGUGAUGGCUUGGAGGCAUGGUGUGGAUUCUACCAGAGUAUAAGACCUACCCAGAUGGGCUUGUCCCUUAAUAUUGAUAUGGCUUCAGCUGCAUUUAUUGAGGCUAUACCUGUGAUGGAUUUUGCCGCUCAACUUCUUGGCAAAGAUGUGUUAUCUAGGCCUUUGUCUGAUUGUGACCGUGUGAAGAUCAAGAAGGCCCUCAGAGGCGUUAAAGUUGAAGUAACUCACAGGGGAGAUGUACGAAGAAAGUAUCGAGUUUCAGGAUUAACAUCUCAACCAACAAGAGAACUAGUGUUUCCUGUGGAUAACAACUCAACCAUGAAGUCAGUUGUUGAAUACUUUCAAGAAAUGUAUGGCUUCACAAUUCAGCAUACUCAUCUUCCUUGCCUUCAAGUUGGAAACCAGAGGAAGGCAAACUAUUUACCAAUGGAGGCCUGCAAGAUUGUUGAGGGCCAAAGAUAUACGAAAAUGUUGAGUGAGAAACAAAUCACCUCGCUUCUGAAAGUUACAUGCCAAAGACCCAGGGAUCGAGAAAAUGACAUUGUCCAGACGGUUCAACACAAUGCUUAUGAUCAGGAUCCAUAUGCGAAGGAGUUUGGGAUCAAAAUCAGUGAAAAACUAGCUUCUGUGGAGGCACGGGUUCUUCCUGCUCCUUGGCUUAAAUAUCAUGAAGCUGGGAAGGAAAAGGAUUGUUUGCCCCAAGUUGGUCAGUGGAAUAUGACGAACAAGAAAGUGAUCAAUGGAAUGACUGUUAGCCGGUGGGCAUGUAUCAACUUCUCCCGGAGCGUGCAAGAGAGUGUUGCUCGUGGAUUUUGUCACGAACUGGCUCAAAUGUGUCAAGUAUCUGGCAUGGAAUUUAUUUCAGAACCAGUGAUUCCAAUUUACACAGCCAGGCCUGAGCAAGUAGAGAAAGCUUUGAAACAUGUUUAUAAUGCAUGCAUGAACAAACUCAAAGGAAAAGAGUUGGAGCUGCUAUUAGCUAUUUUGCCUGACAAUAACGGGUCCCUUUAUGGUGAUCUAAAGCGAAUAUGUGAAACUGAUCUGGGGUUGAUAUCCCAAUGCUGUCUUACAAAGUAUGUCUUCAAGAUUAGCAAGCAGUAUUUGGCUAAUGUGUCCUUGAAGAUCAAUGUUAAGAUGGGUGGCAGAAACACUGUUCUUUUGGAUGCUAUCAGCUGCAGAAUACCAUUAGUUAGUGACAUACCAACCAUCAUAUUUGGAGCAGAUGUGACUCAUCCAGAGAAUGGAGAAGACUCCAGUCCCUCAAUAGCUGCUGUGGUAGCUUCUCAGGAUUGGCCUGAAGUCACAAAGUAUGCCGGAUUGGUUUGUGCUCAAGCUCAUCGACAGGAACUCAUACAAGACUUGUACAAAACGUGGCAUGAUCCUGUCCGAGGCGCAGUUAGUGGUGGUAUGAUCAGGGAUCUUCUUGUUUCUUUCCGAAAGGCAACUGGGCAAAAGCCUCAGAGGAUUAUAUUUUAUAGGGAUGGCGUGAGUGAAGGGCAAUUUUAUCAAGUUCUACUUUACGAAUUAGAUGCAAUUCGGAAGGCUUGUGCCUCGUUAGAACCAAACUAUCAACCUCCAGUUACAUUUAUUGUGGUACAAAAACGGCAUCACACCCGAUUAUUUGCCAACAACCAUAGGGACAGGAACAGCACAGACAAGAGUGGAAACAUAUUACCUGGUACUGUGGUUGAUUCAAAAAUCUGUCAUCCAACAGAGUUUGAUUUUUAUCUAUGCAGCCAUGCUGGUAUUCAGGGGACAAGUCGGCCAGCCCAUUACCAUGUGCUAUGGGAUGAGAACAAUUUUACCGCAGAUGGGAUUCAAUCAUUGACAAACAAUCUCUGCUACACAUAUGCGAGGUGCACACGUUCUGUGUCUGUUGUUCCUCCUGCAUAUUAUGCACAUUUAGCUGCAUUUCGAGCCAGAUUCUACAUGGAACCAAAUAUACUGGAGCAUGGCUGUGGUGGUGGUGGUGGUCAAGGUGCUAAGAGUAUUCAAGUAGCUGGAGAGUCUGGUGUACGGCCACUGCCAGCCCUUAAAGAGAAUGUGAAGAGAGUAAUGUUCUAUUGUUAGAAAUAGAGAUAGGGAAAAGAGAAGGGAAGGGUUUUUUUUUUUUUUUUUUNU
This is a messenger RNA of Ilex paraguariensis (yerba mate), 3147 nucleotides long. The record is from the annotation of a GenBank genome assembly. Lineage: Eukaryota; Viridiplantae; Streptophyta; Magnoliopsida; Aquifoliales; Aquifoliaceae.